Messenger RNA from Alternaria arborescens, 870 nucleotides. RefSeq lists its product as hypothetical. Lineage: Eukaryota; Fungi; Ascomycota; Dothideomycetes; Pleosporales; Pleosporaceae. The transcript has 3 exons. Bases 1 to 870 code for a protein of 289 amino acids. The record is from RefSeq and is a predicted model, not a curated record.
AUGAACUCUCCUCCAAAGGCAAGGCAAUGGAAGUCAGCUAUAAAUGAUUUUCGCAGUGCACUGAAACAGCCGUGGCGCCUUGACACGACCAACGACAGCCCGGUCUCCGGAGAUGAAAAGCGGUUGUUACCAUCUUCUGAAAGGUUAUCGCCUCCAGAGCUACCACCGUCUUUUUCCGCCAGUGAUUUGGAUAAGACACCUGAUAUAUUCACCUUUAGAAAUCUUCAAGACAUACAACACAUUGAAGAGAAGGCACAAGAAGCUAUGCUUGUUUUGAAGUUGAACACAGAUGUUCUUGAGCAGCUGAGGCUGCAGUAUGACGAACUCACAAAGCAUGGAGAAUUUCCUCAAGAAAUUCGUGACGACUGCAGAGCCAGCCUUCAUCACUUUUCUAAAGCCGUAACUGGGGUCAAAAAAGAUCUACGCAUGCUGCAGUCGCGGACGGAGACACUAUUGCACCUCUUGGCCAACCGAAAGUCUUUGGUAAGCGGUAUAUUGCAACAUCGAAGCUCUAAAGCGAGUGAAUUCUACGCAAAAGAGUCUCGAGAAUGCGCAGCUCGCAUGGAGACAAUGACUCUGAAGAUGCAAGACCUUGCCAUGAAGACGAAGCAAGAGACAGUUUCAAUGAGAGUGAUCACCACUGUAACUCUUUUCUUCCUUCCAGCAACCUUCAUCGCUACUUUCAUGAGCACCGACAUCCUCAAAUUCCAAAAUGGCGAACAAGAACUACAAAUACAGGGUCUGAAGCUAUAUUUGAAGGUUGCCCUGCCUGCGACAGCAAUGACCUUCGUCGCAUGGUACGUCAUCUAUUACUUGGCUAGAAGGGAAACUAGACAGAACGAUCGGUCCGAAGUAGCUGGUGAGGCUUGA